AUGUCAAAAUCGCUGAUUCGUAGGGCCAAAAAUGUUGUCAACGGCUACUCCAGCACGCAAGUAUUGUUGCGAGAGGCUACCUCCAACGAUUCAGAGGGGCCAUCCGUGGAGCUCCUGGAUGAAAUUGCAGAUCGGUCGUGGGACAGUGUGAGUUUUUUCGAGACUAUGGAUAUGUUAGAUAAACGUCUAAAUGACAAGGGCAAGAACUGGCGCCAUGUGGCCAAGUCCCUCACGGUCCUCGACUAUCUGGUUCGCUGUGGCUCAGACCACUGUGUUCCUUGGGCCAAAGAGAAUCUGUACAUCAUCAAGACCUUGCGCGAAUUUAUACAUGAAGACGAGCUGGGCAUCGAUCAAGGUCAAAUUGUGCGUGUGAAAGCUCGUGAACUGACAGCGCUGUUGCUGGACGACGAGCGUUUGAGAGAGGAAAGAGAGCUGAGAUUAAGAAAUCAUGGGCCAAGACGGCGUAGAGCGCGCGACGGCCCGGACGACGACAUGCAGCGCGCCUUGGAAGAAAGCAGGCUAACUGCAGAACAAGAAGAAGAGGAGCGUCGCAGAAGAUUCGACACCUAUGAUAACAGCAAUGACGAUCUACAAACUGCAUUGCAACUCAGCAAAGAGGAAGAAGAGCUGAGACGUCUGCGGGGUCUGCAGCAGCAGCAGCAAAUGCAACAGGCUCAGAACCAAAUGUAUGGAUAUCAACAGCAACCAGCUCAGCAGCAAGCUAUGUACUACGAUGUUUUUGGAAACCCUAUUACUGCAGAGGAGUAUCUGCAGUAUCAACAGCAAAUGAGCGAGCAGCAGCUGGCACAACAACAAUAUCAACAACAAGCUGCGGAGCAACAAUAUUUGGCGCAACAACAGUACUUGGCUCAGCAACAGCAGCAGGCAAUGGCUCAACAACAGUACAUGCAAUCUUAUGCACAACAGCAGCAACAGCCACUCGAAACAGGCUCUAAUAACCCUUUUGCGAGGAAUGCACAAACUGGGUCCAUGAACGAGGUACAAAAAUCUGCAGCACCUCCUCCAAAAUUAGUUCAGCCGCAACAGACACAGCAAUAUCAAUAUCAACCACAACAACAAUCGCAGCAACAACAACAACAAUCGCAGCAACAGCCAUUAAAGCAAACCAGAACUGGCAAUCAAUCUGUUUCCGACAAAUACGGCGAUUUGAAUAACCUAUUGGCAUCAGGUACGGGCCUUGAUACUUUCGGUAAUACUGGCCAGACCCGCAUACCAGCGCAGCACACCAAAACAGGGACUUUUAUCAACUCCCAAGGUACAGGCUACAAGCAAGUUACUAGCAAUGGACAGCAGGGAAAGCAUAAUCCCUUUUUAUCUCAGCAAUAUACAGGGCUUCCAAGUACUACGGUGAUGCCUUCAUAUACAGGUUACGGCUUCGGUAAUGGUAGUCAAACCGCUCAGCAGCAACAGCAUGGUCAGCACUAUCCUAACGGAUCUGCAGAUCAGGGCGUCAAUUUGAUUGAUUUAUAG
This is a messenger RNA of Lachancea nothofagi CBS 11611, 1491 nucleotides long. The record is from the annotation of a GenBank genome assembly. Lineage: Eukaryota; Fungi; Ascomycota; Saccharomycetes; Saccharomycetales; Saccharomycetaceae.